GAGGGGCCAAGCCCCACUCGUGCCGCUUUUUCUCCCCCUUUUUCUUCCUCCUCCUCCUCCUCCUCCUCCUCCUGCUGCUGCCGCCGCCGCCGCCGCUCCUCCUGCCGCCGCUGCCCGGCUCCGCUCCGCCUCGCCAGCCCCGAGCCGGCUGCCCCGGCCCUGCCGAUCCUCCCCGGCUUCCGCAGCCCCGGCCCGGCGGGCGGACACCCGGCCGGUGCUGAGCACAGCCUGCAGGCUCACGCUAAGAUCCCACAGCUGGAAGCCCGUGGCAACCAGAUCUGAGAGCUGAGCUCUGCCAGAUCCCCAACGGCCCGUGGGCCUCUCCGCAAUGCUGCAGUGCAAACACACUCAGGAGUUCAGCUUCGGGCCCCGGGCUCUGAAGGAUGCAUUGAUCUCCACCAAUCCUGCUCUGCAGGAGCUCUAUGCCAAGGCUUUCUCCAGGGCAGAAAAGCUGUUCCUUUCUGAAGCCUACAACCCACAGAGGACGCUUUUCUGCACGCUGCUCAUCCGGACAGCUUUCGAUUGGCUCCUCAGCCACCCCGAUGCCCCCGAGGACUUUGAAACCUUCUACCAUGCCAUGCUGAGGAGAAAGCAGAGCUUCUGCAGAAAGCACAUCUACCUGCAGCCUAUUGACCUGACCGAAGGGCCUGCGGGACCUUCACUGCUGGAUUCCCUUCAGAGCUGCGUGGAGUCUUUCUUCCUGGGGCUCCGUGUGAAGUGCCUUCCUUCCAUCCCCAUCUCAUCAAUUCACUGCUGCUACCGCCACAGCCAGGACUCAGACAGAGUGCAGCUGCAUGCAGAUGGGAUCCUGAACUUCCUGAAGAACAACAAGCCCAUGGAUGCUCUGUGUGUCCUCGGGCUCACUCUGUUGGACCUGUACCCAUGUGAGACCUGGAGCUUCACAUUCAGCAAAUUCCUGCCAGGACAAGAAGUGGGUGUCUGCAGCUUUGCCAGAUUUUCCGGGGAUUUCCCCCAGGCCAGCUGUAGCAGCUUGAACCCACUCACAAAGAAAGAACAGUUAAGUGAUGUCAGCAAGGAGAGCCGAGAGCGGACCUUGCCAUUCAGUGCCCAAGAGAUGGUCCAGUGCUGUAAGGUGACCUGUCACGAGAUUUGCCACCUGAUGGGCCUGGGGACGUGCCGCUGGCUGCAGUGCAUCAUGCAGGGCGCGCUGAGCCUGGAUGAAGCCCUGCUGCGGCCCUUGGAGCCCUGCCCCAUCUGCCUGCGCAAGCUGCAGCACGUCGUGGGCUUCAAGCUUGUUGAGCGCUACAGGAAGCUCUAUGCUUGGACGCAGACCAUGCUGUCCACGUGGCCAAAGCAGGAGCCAGCAGACCUGUCAGCCUCAGAGGACAUCCUUCCGCUCAGCUCGGACUCCGGGAUGUGCUGUGAGAACGACUCCGAGGCUGUGACCUCCUUGUCGGAGCCGCUGACACCAGAUGUGUGCAGCCAGGCGCUCUCCAUCGGCCCAGAGCUGGAGCAGGAUGAGCGGUCGUGCUCACUGGCUGAGGUGCAGAGUCAGCCCCAGCUGGCAGGGCCCAGCCAGCCCGCGGAUGUCAUUAAAGAUUACGAGCUGUGGCUGGAGAUGUGCAUCGCUGCCCUGGAGAGAAACGUCUCUGAGGAGGAACUGGCUCGAGUAGACAAGGCUGUGGAUGCUCUGGCUAGGUGGGACAUGUUCACGGGACAGCUGCCCGCUAUGAAGAAGGAUCUGCCCUUCGUUAGGGACAACACCGGGCUACGGAAAGUGCUCGGAGACAAAUUUUCCUCUUUGCGGAGGAAACUGAGUUCCAGAAAACUGUCCAAAGGGGAAUCAUCCCCUCAUCGCUGGCGGUGGGAGGACAACUAGCAAGGGCCUGCCUUUGGAUGGGUCAGCUUUGCUGCCGAGGCUUUGGCUGCAUUGCUGCCCUGG
Lagopus muta (rock ptarmigan) is the source of this 1903-nucleotide messenger RNA. RefSeq names its product archaelysin family metallopeptidase 1 (gene AMZ1). The transcript has 7 exons. Bases 329 to 1840 code for a protein of 503 amino acids. Gene Ontology annotation, biological process: proteolysis. The record is from RefSeq and is a predicted model, not a curated record. Gene Ontology annotation, molecular function: metallopeptidase activity. Lineage: Eukaryota; Metazoa; Chordata; Aves; Galliformes; Phasianidae.